AUGCUUCGCCUCGCCGUAGCUUCAGCCUUUUCAAGCCUCCUGGCUGUAGUCAAUGCCCACGGGGGCGCUAUGCACUACAUCAUUGACGGAGAAGUGUACACCGGCAACUGGGACAUUCAAAACAACACUGAGGGAAGCAUCGGGCGUCAGUGGAACUGGGGCGGCGUCUCGAAACUGGAGGACCCGUACCUGGCGUGCGGCAACAAUGGUGUGCCGCAUGCUAACUCGCAAUAUGCACCCAUUGUGGCAGGCAAUGUCGUCACGGCAAACUACUCCCUUGACACCAAGAGCGAGGGGGCUGAGAGGCCGUGGACCUUUGGGCAUCCGUACGGUGCAAUGCUUGCUUACAUGGCCGCUUGUGCCGAGGAGGGCUGCGAAGGCGUUGAUCUCAAUGCUCCCAUUUGGUUCAAGGUCUGGGAGGCCGGCUUGAUCAGUGGCACCUGGGCCGACGGGUACUGGGCUAUGAGGGACGUGUUUGAAGGCGCCGAGCUGGACAUUUCCACCCCAGCGUCUCUCAAGCCUGGAAAGUACAUCUUGCGACAUGAGAUGCUCAAUCUUCAGACUGGACCCGCACAGUGGUUCCCACAAUGCAUUCAACUGGAUGUCAGCGGAUCGGGCGACAGUCUUCCAUCCACUGAGGAUCUCGUGGCAUUCCCUGGAGCAUAUGACAAUGAUCUUGAGAAGAGUUUCACUAUCAAGGGGGGCAGCCCAUGGUUUUACGUCACUCAUGGUAAAGAUACAGUGUCCAGACUCUCGACGCUUCGCUUCGUCCCGAGAUCCAUUAAUGAGUCGGUUGGCCAAGAGCCCUCCCAAUGUAGAUUCCACCAAGUGCCGCUUGCCUUUGUUUGGAUCCUUGUCAAUGACAUGGUCGGUCACAGCGGCGCCGACAGCGGCCGUCGCGACGCGGGCCCCCUUGCUGCCUGUCCACGGGCCGGGUUGGUGUCGCUGGCGAAUGGCCUCGAUGGCGGCGGCGUCAACUGCUGCCUUGGCGACGUGGCCGAGCCGCUCGUUGGAGAGGGAGGCGCUCCGAGGCCGCCUAGAACCACCGUGGUCUCGAUGAUGGGUAUGGUGAGUAUGGUGAUGAUGCUGAGGUCGCCGUCGUUCAGGGGAUGGGGAGUCGUUUCGACUUCCGUGGUGAUGUCUGGUUCGAGGUGGGCUUCGGGGCCUCUCCCUGUGAGUGUGAUCCAGGCUCCGGCUUCGUCGGUAGGUCGGAGAUUGUGCUCGUGGUCGUCGAAGAACGUCUCCAUGAUGAAGAUUGUGCGAGUGAUGAUAGUCCCUGUAUGA
Clonostachys byssicola is the source of this 1284-nucleotide messenger RNA. The record is from the annotation of a GenBank genome assembly. NCBI's taxonomy places the organism in Eukaryota, Fungi, Ascomycota, Sordariomycetes, Hypocreales, Bionectriaceae.